CUCUGCAGCUUCAGAGCGGUGUGUGACUCAGAGUUUAUCCGACAGAAGAAGCUUCUCUCCGGACAGAAGUCUCAGUUCUUCCCGUGUUUCUCACUCUAAUCCCGGGAUAAAAAUCAUGUCUCUGCCGCGGCAGCUCCGGGACGAGAGUGACUUCGACCAGCUUCCUCACAACAUCCCCAUCAGCGCCACCAUCGCCGACAUCGAGGAGAAGAAAGGCUUCAUCGACUACUUCCUGUUUGUGAUCGAGGUGAGGACUAAAGGCGGGGGGAAGUAUCUGAUCUAUCGGAGGUACAGAGAUUAUUUCAACCUGCACCAGAUCCUGGAGUCCAGAUAUUCCCCUGAAGACCCCGAGAGACCCGGACCCAACACCUGCACGAUGCCUUCACUGCCCGGUAAAGUCUUCCUGGGCAACAAGAGGGAGAUAGCAGAGAGCAGGAUCCCUGAACUCAACACGUACAUGAAGAGGCUGCUGGGUCUCCCAACAUGGCUGCUAUUGGACGAGGCUCUCCGGAUGUUUUUCUAUCAGACGGAGCAGGACGGGCAGCAUCAGCCCAGAGCUCUCAGGAGACUCCGACCCCCCACCCGAAAAGUGAAGACGGUGAAGCCGAAGAUGGACGUUUUCUCCUCCCCCCGUGCAGAGGUGAUGUUUGAGUUUCGCGGCAACAGCAAAGCGGAGUUGGACCUGAAGAAGGGAGACGUGAUCUUCCUGCUGCAACGAGUCAACGCUGACUGGCUGGAGGGCACCGUGAACAAUCAGACAGGUAUUUUCCCACAAUCCUUUGUGAAGAUCAUUAAGCCGCUCCCAGAGAGUGAGGUGGAGGCAGAGGCUGGAGCUCCGACCUACAGCUGCCUGCGCUGCUUCCUGCUGACGCCCUCCGGAGUCCAGACCAGAGAUGUGUGUGUACAAGAAGACCUGACCAUCCAGCCGACGUACAAGGAGCUGCUGUCUCGUAUGAGGAACGUCUUCAAGGAGGACGACAUCUCCAUAAACUACCGCGACGCCGAGGGCGACCUGAUCCGGCUUCUGGAGGACGAGGACGUGCAGCUGAUGAUCCGAGAGAGCCGAACGCAGAGAGACAGAAUCAAGAGGCCGGCCAAUCAGUUCCUGUGGGAAAUCCACGUGAGCGCGACCUCUGACCUCUCCGUGUACAACUCCGAGGCCUGAGAGGAGUCAGAUAAGGUGUUUACAGAAGAUAUUUAGUAUUAUAAUAACAGAUCAGUGUGGAUAUCUGAUCCUUUGCCUUCAUGUGACAGAUGUCCCUGUUUCAGUUAUUGGACGUAAUAAACUAAUUUAAUUACAUUUUAAAUGCUUUCUUUUUUUCCUACUGCACUCGAUAUAUUACAGUCGGGCCACGUGGAGAAAAAUGUAGAUCUGACAAAAAGUGAAUUACAUUUUUUGAGUUCUGAGAUUUUCAGUAAAAAUACAUUCUCACAGUUUUUUUUCUCUAAGAAUAUAUUCUGAAAUAAAUGAAACGUAAUGUUUUUAAGAAUUCUAGUCAUUUAUUUUUUUCUCGAAACAUGAGCCUGAGAGGAGUUUAGAGAAAGCAUCUACAGAAGAUAUUUAGUGUUAUUAUAACAGAUCAAUGUGGAUAUCUGAUCCUGCAAGUUAUAUAUGUCACUGUUUCAGUUAUUGGACGACACAUUUCACUUCGUAAUAAACUCCUUUAAUUACUGUA
Messenger RNA from Trematomus bernacchii (emerald rockcod), 1676 nucleotides. It is a transcript of the gene ncf4, whose product is annotated as neutrophil cytosolic factor 4. Bases 116 to 1165 code for a protein of 349 amino acids. Gene Ontology annotation, biological process: superoxide anion generation; respiratory burst; phagocytosis. Gene Ontology annotation, molecular function: phosphatidylinositol binding; protein binding; superoxide-generating NADPH oxidase activator activity. The transcript has 10 exons. Lineage: Eukaryota; Metazoa; Chordata; Actinopteri; Perciformes; Nototheniidae. The record is from RefSeq and is a predicted model, not a curated record. Gene Ontology annotation, cellular component: NADPH oxidase complex.